CGGGGAGGGAGGCACCAGCCGCGGGGCGGGAAGUCGCUACCCGGGCGGAGGAAGCGGCCGGGGCCGGAGCCGAGCGCGGCGAUGGCUGCAGCGGGGCCGGCGCAGCUCCAGGUGGCGUUUGAGGAUGUCACUCUGUAUUUCACCCGGAGGGAGUGGGAGCUCUUAUCCCAGCCCCCAGAGAAGCAGCUGUACCGGGCUCAGAUGCUGAGGAAUUACCAGGCCCUUGUUUUCCUGGGCUCUUCAGGUUCCACACCAGACUUAAUCCACUGGUUCGAGGUAAGGGAGGCAGAGCUCUGGAUCCGGGAUGCCGAGGGCUCCAGGGAAAGCUCCGGGCCUGAGAGCCCCUCCUCAGGUUCUUUUGAAUUGUAAUCCUGUCCUCUAAAGUGCUUGCCACCCCUCCCAGCUUGGAAUCAUCUGUAAACUUCAUGAGUGAAUGCUCC
Caretta caretta (loggerhead turtle) is the source of this 440-nucleotide messenger RNA. Lineage: Eukaryota; Metazoa; Chordata; Testudines; Cheloniidae. The record is from RefSeq and is a predicted model, not a curated record.